AUGACUUGUCAAAUUCAAACUGAUGGUAUGCUAGAAGUUGUUUCAUUUCAUGAGCAACAUAAUCAUGAAUCUGCAUCUUCCCCAAUGAAACACAUGUUAAGAUCAACAAGACAAAUUACACCUGCUCAAAAAACUAUUUCAGAUGAUGCUGAGAAAUCUAGAAUAGCAAUCAAACAAACUAUAGAUUUGAUGAGCAUGCAAGCUAGGGAUUGUGAAAAUCUUGGCUUUUUGGAUGUUGACUAUAGAAAUUACGUACAGUCUAAGAGGAGAACAUCUUUGAAGAAAGGGGAUGGUCGUGUUGUGAUGGAGUACUUUCAUAAUAUGAAAUUAGAAGAUCCAUCUUAUUUUUAUUCAAUAGAACUUGAUGAUGAUGAUCUUAUCAUGAACAUUUUUUGGGCAGAUUCUAGAUCAAUGGUUGAUUAUGGACAUUUCGGUGAUGUGAGAUGCUUUGACACUACUUACCGUACAAAUGCGUUGCACCGACCUUUUGCACCAUCUAUUGGAGUUAAUCACCAUAAACAAACAGUUAUAUUUGAUGCGGCAUUACUUUAUGAUGAAACUGUAGAUUCAUUUAAGUGGUUAUUUAAAACUUUUCUAAAUUCAAUGUCAGGGAAGUAG
Messenger RNA from Corylus avellana, 618 nucleotides. The record is from RefSeq and is a predicted model, not a curated record. Lineage: Eukaryota; Viridiplantae; Streptophyta; Magnoliopsida; Fagales; Betulaceae.